Molecule: messenger RNA, 1908 nt
Organism: Macroventuria anomochaeta
Lineage: Eukaryota; Fungi; Ascomycota; Dothideomycetes; Pleosporales; Didymellaceae
Exons: 3
Coding region: 76-1767 (563 amino acids)
Biological process (GO): N-glycan processing
Cellular component (GO): glucosidase II complex
Source: RefSeq, a predicted model, not a curated record
CUGGACCCUCUUCCUGCCACAUGUUCAGAGCUCCUCCAUCUUUGGAAGCUUCAAUUCCUCCACACACGAGCAAAGAUGGGGGGACAAACACUUUCGUCGACUGUGUUGCUAUUCACUCUUCUCGCCAGCACUACAAAUGCGGCGUCAGACCCUCCACGGCCGCGUGGUGUAGGUCCUGAGUUCGCCAAAUUCUACAAAGACCCCGACACAUUCACUUGUAUCUCGAAUCCCAGCAUCAAGCUCGACAUCGCCCGACUGAACGAUGACUACUGCGAUUGCCCCGACGGCUCAGACGAGCCUGGCACCUCCGCAUGCUCCUACAUCUCCCCGCUCUCUCCACCGCAACCGUCGAGAAGGGAGCCUGGGUCAUUCGACGAAACACUAGCCCUGCCUGGCUUCUACUGCAAGAACAAGGGCCACAUGCCAAGCUACAUUCCCUUUACGAGCGUCAACGACGGCAAGUGUGAUUACGAGCUAUGCUGUGAUGGUAGCGACGAAUACGAGGGCGUCGGCGGCGUGAAGUGCCCAGACCAGUGCGCGACAAUUGGCAAGGAGUGGAGGAAGCAGGACGACGCGCGGCAGAAGAGCUUGAACAAUGCAAGACAGAAGCGGAAGGAGCUGGUUGCCGAGUCUGGACGCUUGCGGAAGGAGGUCGAGGACCGGAUAUCCACUCUAAAGGCACAGAUCGAAGGCCAGACAAAGAAGGUGGAUGCGUUGACGAAGAGCUUGGCAGAGAUCGAGCGUGCGGAGAAGGGCAAGGUGGUCAAGGGCGCAGGCAAGGGUGGGAAGGUCACAGUGCUGGCUAGUCUGGCUAAAGAGAGGAUUCAAGAGCUCACUGACAAUGUCGAGCGUGUCCGUAGAGAACGUGAUGCUGCCAAGGGGAGAAUUGACGAGCUCGAGGGCAUGUUGAAGCGCUUCAAGGAGGAGUACAACCCCAACUUCAACGAUGAGGGUGUCAAGCGCGCUGUCAAAGCAUGGGAGGACUACGCCGCACAGGACUGGCCUGGACCGGACGCUGCACGCGAUCGCGACCUCGACGAGAUCCUGAAGCCUGACUCUGAGAACGCCAUCAAGUGGGAGGAGUUUGAGACUGUCGAGGAGUCGGAUGUUGACGUUCUCUAUCAAUUCGAGAACUAUCUGCCCGAGUCUGUCCGUAGCUGGGUUGACGCGAAGCUUCGCGACCUCCGAGUAACACUGAUUGAGAACGGCAUCCUCGCGAACCCCAACACCGACAGCCCCGAGUCCAAAGCUGUCACAGACGCCAAGGCGCAGCUCGACUCCGCAACGCGCGAGCUCAACAACGACAAGACCGAGCUCACAAAGCACGAAGAAGACCUCACCAAAGACUACGGCCCCGACUCUAUCUUCCGCGCCCUCAAUGGCCGUUGCGUCAAUCAAGACAGCGGUGAGUACACAUACGAGCACUGCUUCCUCAGCAAGACGACUCAGAAGCCGAAGAAGGGCGGUGCGCACACUGGCAUGGGCAACUUUGCCAGAAUCGAGAUCGUCACCGUUGAUGAGACAUUGCCAGCUGAUGGAAGGGGCCUCGGUAGCGGUGAGAGGAUCGCGCUGAAGUAUGAGAACGGUCAGCAUUGCUGGAACGGUCCUAAUCGCAGUACUACUGUCAUCCUGGCGUGCGCUGAGAAUGAUGAGAUCUGGAAGAUCGUCGAGGAAGAGAAGUGUGUGUACAGGAUGGAGGUUGGUACACCAGCAGUCUGCCAGGUUGAGGUCAAGAAGCCGGAUGUGCCUGAGCACAACGAGUUGUAGGUUGUGUAAGAUGAUCAAAAGACAUCAACGCCGCAGGUUGAGUGGACUAGGAAGCGAUCUUGUCCUUAGGUUAGAUGGUCCAUGCUCACGUUCAGAUCCAGACACCUCAACACAUACGAACAAAUCCACACAAAUUACGAC